Messenger RNA from Pangasianodon hypophthalmus (striped catfish), 4182 nucleotides. RefSeq names its product tumor necrosis factor (ligand) superfamily, member 10 like 3 (gene tnfsf10l3). The coding region runs from base 442 to 1452 and encodes 336 amino acids. The record is from RefSeq and is a predicted model, not a curated record. Gene Ontology annotation, cellular component: membrane. Gene Ontology annotation, molecular function: tumor necrosis factor receptor binding. Gene Ontology annotation, biological process: immune response. The transcript is spliced from 5 exons. NCBI's taxonomy places the organism in Eukaryota, Metazoa, Chordata, Actinopteri, Siluriformes, Pangasiidae.
CCAUCACAGGGCACCAUGCACAGACUCAUUCUCACCUAGUGGAAAAGUAUCUGAUCCAGUCCAAUUACUGGCAUUUUUUUUUUUUGGGGAUGUGGGAGGAAACAGGAAAACCUGGAAGAAACCCAGGUGGAGACUGGAAGAACCAUGUGCUAUUCCUCCUGUAAUUUUAACAUGCUUCCUUGUAGUAAUCUACUGAGAAAAGAACAGGAAACAUAUACUUGAAAAUAGGCAGAAAUGGAAUUCUAAGGGCAGGUGUUGGAUUUUGUAAUUCAAACUACACUAGUUUGUAAAGGAAAUACCCAGCUGCAUAUGGAGCAGGCGCGGUGUGGAUUGGACAGCCUGGCGCUGCGCCGUGCGUCCGGGGUUGUGCCAUGGGGUUUAGUCUCCAUCCCGCAGACAGCUUAGAUAUGAGCUUUGUGCUCGUCAGUACUGGACAGUGAGAUGGAUGGAGUGUCUGUGCCUCCAGCAGGCUCUUCUGAAGGCAGUGAGGAGCAGUCAUCCGAAAGGAACGCGCUGGCAUCCGAGGCCAACUCCGACUCUGAUUAUGUGAGAUCUGUGUGCAGCGAGUCGAGCUCAUUCAUCAUGGCUCGACCGAAAAUACCCAUGGAAGCGCCUUCCAAGUUAUGGAUAACCACCGUGUUUGUAGUCAUGGUUGUUCUUCAAGUCGCCUCGACUACUGGAUUAUUCGUCUAUCUCAAUAUGUCAGUGGCUCAGGCCCGGAGUCAGGGUGUGUCUGAGGAGCUGCGCUGUCUUGGGCUGCUGAACGCUCUGGAGAAAGAUCAGGAGGUGCCGGAUGGUCUGGUGCAGCUCUUUGGUGAACCAUGUAUCAGACUGGCUGAAGGAAUUAAGACUUAUAUAUCCAAGGUUACAGAAAACAUCAUCUCUCAGCACAUCUUUCAAGAAAGACAAACAGCCGAGCCCCGUCUGAAAGUUCUCACUGGUGGGAGCCAGCGGCCCUCCGCUCACCUCACCCUUCGAGACAAUGGAUUACAAGGCCCAACAUCUUUAACUCCUCAAAGAGACCUCCAUCAGUCCUGCCGUCACCCUGUACGUUCCUGGGGAAACCAGAGCUUUGGCUCGCACCUGCACAACAUGACGGUGUCCAACGGCCGGCUGCGGAUCCCUCAGACAGGACGCUAUUACCUGUAUGCUCAGGUCUACUUCCGGUACCUCACACUGUCCAGCAGUGAGCACCAGUCCAGUUCAGAGAGUCAGCAGGUGGUGCAGUGUGUGUAUAAGAAGACGGCCUAUGCGCAGCCCAUUCAGCUGCUAAAGGGAGUGGGCACCAAGUGCUGGGCCCCGGACAGCGAGAAUGCCCUCCACUCCAUCUACCAGGGAGGCAUGUUCGAGCUGCGAGCGGGAGAUGAGAUCUUUGUCUCAGUGUCCUCUCCUACUGCAGUGCAUGCAGAGGACUCGUCCAGUUACUUCGGAGCCUUUCGCUUUGACCUCUAAGCCCUGCUCAUUGGGUGUCUCUAUAGCGUUCAGUGUAUUGACUGUGAGAAAAAGGAAAAGAGUGGGUGGGAUAAGGAAGGAUCUGUGGAGCUUCCUGUUUACUCAGAAACCCUAUGAAGCGAGACCAAAUGAUUCAACAGCAGACAAAUGGACUGCAGAAGGCACAUGCAGCUAUUAAAACCAGAAGGAUGCUUCAUAAGGGGCUGGAAAGGAAAGACAAAAUGAAUUCUUCUAAAAGACCCAAGAUAAAACUCAUACUUAGAAGUCCUCGGGUAAUCACUGCUCUUUGCCAAGGAGCAUCGCAAAAGACAUGAGGUUUUUCCCUCAGAAAUGUGCAGUGGGACCUCGAAUGGGACUCUAAUGGGUGGUCCAGAGUUUGUGGGAACACAGCUGAGGAAUUUCAUGAAUUUACCAUGAAUUAGUCUGGGUGAAGAGAACCACAAUGUAUGGAUAUACAAACAUACCAGUGCUCACAGCUGGUGUGACAGAGAUUUAAACAGUCCAAGAAAAAUGUAUGAUUAAAAAAAAAAACCAGUUUGUCCAAAAAAUGAAAUAUACAUUUUUGCAUUAUGUCGAAUAUAGUCGAUUAGCUGAAACAUAUUUUGUGUGUGAAGUCUGCUUCUUUAGUUUCAUUUGCACUGGAGCUACUAGUCUAAUAGUCAGUGAAGCUUAUCCCCUUUUAGUGACGUGAAUUCCAGCUCUGUUCUGUAAGUCAGAUCAUUUGGUUCAGCUCACCAACUCACACAAAGGAACAGCUCAGAAGUUCAAAGGAGGUUUCCACUGAAUCAUUUAAGUGGUUACUAAAAAAGAAUGAACGAAUGAAUGAAUGAAUGAGUCAUGACAUUGCCUUCAUCUAAGAAAAAAAUAUCACAUAUGCGAGUCAAUUUGUUCAAGAACAACACAUCACUAAUACCCUCAGUUUAACAUUGUGCAUAAUGCAUGUCUAAAUCAUCGUACUUAUUAAAACAUUGUCAAGUCGUAAACAGACUUGUUUAUGUGGUUUCUGACACUAUCUCACACUCUUAUCAGUAAAAAUGGACAAAGGACAUGUCACAGCCAAAAGCAGCUCAGAGUCGUAACUCCAUCUUGAAGCCUCACUUGUCACCUUCUUCCUCCGCAUAUACGCUCACCAGCCACUUUAUUAGGAACCUCUCUCAGCAACAUUUACUUUUUAAUAUGGACUUCUAUUUUAUUCAAUUCGGAGACAACAGUAUCACAUAGUCAAAGGAUGUUUUUGAGUUGAGCGUGUGUAGAUACAGACAUGCUGCUGCAUAAUGCUAAACUGGUAGCCAUAGGCUUCCGAUAAUUAUUAUCUACAUUAGCCUUGUAACUCCAGUGCAGAACUAAAGAAGCAAAUGUAUUAGCUGACUACAUUAGGUGUGAGAGGAAAUUUGUUUAAUUUCCCUAUUGGCUGAACUGGUUGUUUAAGUUCAUAACCACAAAUUAAAUGAGAAAAAAAAUAACCACUGACUCUCUAAAAUUAUUCAUUUACUAGUAUUCUUGCUAAAAUCAUAGAUUUUAAUGUAAUUUGUCUUGUUUAUUUGGCAUACCUAAACAAAGUUGCUCUGUGCAGGAUAAACACAUGCUGAAAUAUCACCAGAUGUGGAAAAUCCAGCUGUAGAAAGCACUCUAUGCCCUAUAGCUUUUUUUUAUUUCAUUUCAUUUCUGGAAAACUGAAUGAGCCAAGAGAUUCAGUGGAAAAAAAAAGAGGAAAAUGUAGAAACAAACUCCAAAAUUGCAUGCUGGAGCCAUUCUUUCACAAAUGCACUUAGAAUUUUACAUUUCAAACAGACAUUGCAACAGGGGUGGAAAACAUUCUGAGAAAUUAUACGAAAGUGGAAGUAUAGGAAGUAUAGAUGUGUCAAAAUCUUACUCGUAUCCAGCCCAAAAUGUACUCUGUACGUGAAAGUUACAAAGAUGCUACUUUUAAACAUACUUAAGUAUUAAAAAUGUAAAAAGUAAAUGAACAGGAAUCUGAAGCUAUCAUGGGCACAGACUCACCCACACUGGACAGUUGAAGACAAAUCACCUGGUCUUUUUCAAGUCUUCAACUGUCCAGGUGUUGAACCUGAUGUGGUCUUCUGCUGUUGUAGCCCAUCCACCUCAAGGUUUGAUGAGUUGUGCAUUCUGAGAUGCUUUUCUGCUCACCAUGGUUGUAAAGAGUGCUUAUUUGAGUUAUUAUAGACUUCCUGUCAGCUCAAACCUGUCUGAUCAUUUUCCUUUGAGCUCUUUCAUCAACAAGGCAUUUCCACCCGCAGAACUGUCACUCAAUCAAUGUUUUUUGCACCAUUCUGUAUAAACUCUAGAGACUGCUGUGUGUGAAAUUCCCAGGAGAUCAGCAGUUUAUGAAAUAUUCAAACCAGCCCAUCUGGCAGCAACAUCCAUGCCACAAUCAAACUCACAGAGAUUUUAUGCAUUGUGCUGCUGCCACAUGAUUAGCUGAUUAGAUAAAUGCGUGAAUGUGCAGUUUUACAGGUGUUCCUAAUAAAGUGGACAGUGAGUGUAUAUAGCGUACAUGCUUUUUGACUGGAUAAGAGAAGAGACCUUUGAAAUUCUUAAGUAUUCAAAAGUAUUCAGUUUCAGAAACACGUAAGUAAAGUAUAAAGAACAAAUUCCUCAAGUAUUUUCCACCUCUGCAUUUAAGCUGAAACACGCCAGGUACUUUUUAAUGACCUUGAGUUCUGAAUUGUAAAAAGGCUCUUUAAGAAAAUAAAAUACUUUUUUUAUGUC